AUGGAGAAAUCCCGUCCCCGGCUAGGCCCCGAAGAAUGGCAGAAAGCAAGGACCAAUGGGAUUCCCGUCCUGAAGUUUACCGGCCUAAUCAUCAUCUCCAAAUUAGGCCCGUACACCCAAAAUGAGGAAGAUCCAAGUUUCGAGAAGGUCCUGGUCUGUAAAGUUUCGCGGGAAGAACGUAUGAGACUUAGCAAGACUGCAAAGUCUGCGAUUGGGUAUACGUGGUAUGAUGGGAAGCUCAUGGCCUCGUAUAUCAUUGGCGAGCCUGGCUCUGCAUCUGAAGAGUCGGAAAUCCCGAGUAUUAUUGAAUGGGGCAAAUCUCCAUUUGCUCUUUGA
Molecule: messenger RNA, 336 nt
Organism: Ophidiomyces ophidiicola
Lineage: Eukaryota; Fungi; Ascomycota; Eurotiomycetes; Onygenales; Onygenaceae
Exons: 2
Coding region: 1-336 (111 amino acids)
Source: RefSeq, a predicted model, not a curated record